This is a messenger RNA of Rangifer tarandus platyrhynchus (Svalbard reindeer), 336 nucleotides long. NCBI's taxonomy places the organism in Eukaryota, Metazoa, Chordata, Mammalia, Artiodactyla, Cervidae. The record is from the annotation of a GenBank genome assembly.
AUGAUCAGUCAGUGCUUUGAGAGAAGAGAUGAAACCUCUCUUCUGGGGAGGAAGCCCAGCCCUACCCUCCUGAUCUUGUUUCUGCAUGUCAGGCUCAUCACCGCGAACCCUGAGAUUCUCUCAGGAUCAGAAUGUGCCUUGGAACCCAGGCCUGUACAUUGCCUUCAGUCAGCAGCAUCACGAAGUUCCUCCCUUUUCAUCUCUGCUGGGAGCCCCUGGAUUAGUCUGGCCUGUCCGCCCCAGCAGUACCCUGCACUGGAUUCCUCAGGCCCUUCAUGCCUACAGCUCCAGCAUGUCCAUCACGACAGUGUUGGGGUAACAAUACUGUAUUUUUAG